Molecule: messenger RNA, 4058 nt
Organism: Haliaeetus leucocephalus (bald eagle)
Lineage: Eukaryota; Metazoa; Chordata; Aves; Accipitriformes; Accipitridae
Gene: CHST2
Product: carbohydrate (N-acetylglucosamine-6-O) sulfotransferase 2
Exons: 4
Coding region: 1-2235 (744 amino acids)
Biological process (GO): sulfur compound metabolic process; N-acetylglucosamine metabolic process
Molecular function (GO): N-acetylglucosamine 6-O-sulfotransferase activity
Source: RefSeq, a predicted model, not a curated record
AUGGCCCAAACCAGUGUGCCUCGGCUUCAUCAACAGAUCUGCAGAGACAGCGUGGGGGUGGAUGUAGUGUCUCAGAGCAGGGGUUCGCUCCCCGCGCCCCUCGCGCUGCCACCCAGCCCUGCGGAGCUUCGUGGCUUGGAGGAGCGAGCAGGGAAGGGUGGUCCCUUCCUGCUGUGGAUGUUACCCUCCACUGUGGGGCUGGAAGGGGCUUAUAAGCUUUUCUGUAGAGUGGGAAAGGCUGCUCUGUUGUCCCUCGGGGCAAGGGGGGAACCUCUGAGAGAAUGCCUCGACACAGCAGUCACUGGGCAUUGCCCAAAGCCCGGCGCAGUUGGGAAGCCUGUGACCCCACGAGCGCGCCGUCCACGCCGGACUCGCUCAGUGCUGGUCUGGGGCUGUGCGUCGGCUUUCAAGUACCUGCGCUUACCUUACGCUUCGUGCAACGCUGUGGCUACAAAGCACAGAAGCUACGGCACCGUCUUUCCAGUAGGCGAUAGCCGCUGCGGGGCGGCGAGUUCGCGGGUACGGCGCCGGCCGGCUGCCGAGUCGGGCGGCUGGCGUGGGAGGGCGGCUGCAGCGGGGGCCGGGGCCGAGGCAGCGCCUGCUCUCGGUUCUCACCGAGCAAAGGCGGCGGGGCCGGCACCCACCCUCUCCUCGCUUCUCCCUCGCGGCAAACUCGCCUGCCUUCGCGCCGAGGGAACCGGCCGCUCGGGCUGGGGACCGGCGACCAGCGGCACUGGCCGGGGGCCGCAGCAGCGGCGCGGGGGCAGGUCCGCCCGGGGCCGCAGCGCGCUGCGCGGGGCGGCUCGUCAGCCGAACGGCGUCGGCCCGCGGGGACCGGCGGGCACCCGCAGGCUGCGGAGCGGCGGGGUGGUGGUGGCGGCAAUAAAACUGGCGUUAAGGGCUGAGGGAAGAUCCAGCUCGGGGGCUUUGACGUUUCUGGGGAAGUUACCGGAGCACCUCCGAGAAACCCGAGUUUCCGCAAGAGUCACGGUAACGAGGGCGGGGGCCGGAGCUGGGACCCUACCCGUUUCGGGCAUUUUAUGGGUCCCCCGCCCCGCCUUGUUUUUCCCGUUUCCCGUUACCGGCGCAGCUUCACUGUCCGAGGUCCGCGGUCCGGCGGGCGCCCGGCGGCAGCUGGUCUAUGUCUUCACCACCUGGCGCUCGGGGUCGUCCUUCUUCGGGGAGCUCUUCAACCAGAACCCCGAGGUCUUCUUCCUCUACGAGCCGGUGUGGCACGUCUGGCAGAAGCUGUACCCUGGGGACGCCGUCUCGCUGCAAGGGGCGGCCCGCGACAUGCUGAGCUCCCUGUACCGCUGCGACCUCUCCGUCUUCCAGCUCUACAGCACGGCGGGCGCUGGCAAGAACCUCACCACGCUGGGCAUCUUCGGGGCGGCCACCAACAAGGUCAUCUGCUCCUCGCCCCUCUGCCCGGCCUACCGCAAGGAGGUGGUGGGCAUGGUGGAUGACCGGGUGUGCAAGAAGUGUCCCCCGCAGCGCCUCAGCCGCUUCCAGGAGGAAUGCCACAAGUAUCGCACGCUGGUCAUCAAGGGCGUCCGCGUCUUCGACCUGGCCGUCCUCGCCCCGCUCAUGCGGGACCCGACCCUGGACCUCAAAGUCAUCCACCUGGUGCGGGACCCCCGGGCCGUCGCCAGCUCCCGCAUCAAGUCCCGGCACGGCCUUAUCCGGGAGAGCCUGCAGGUGGUGAGGAGCCGGGACCCCCGCAUCCACCGCAUGCCCUUCCUUGAUGCUGGCCACAAGCUGGGUGGAAAGAAGGAGGGGGGGGGCGGCUCGGACUACCAUGCCCUGGGUGCCAUGGAGGUCAUCUGCAGCAGCAUGGCCAAGACCCUGCAGACUGCUCUGCACCCCCCUGACUGGCUCCAGGGCAACUACAUGGCUGUGCGCUACGAGGACCUGGUGGUCGAGCCCAUCAAGACCCUGCGGCAGGUGUACGGCUUCGUCAACCUGGCGGUCAGCCCAGAGAUGGAGAAGUUCGCCCUCAACAUGACCAGUGGCCCCGGCUACUCCUCCAAGCCCUUCGUGGUGUCGGCCAGGAAUGCCACCCAGGCGCUGAGCGCCUGGAGGACUGCGCUCAGCUACCAGCAGAUCAAGCAGGUCGAGGAGUACUGCCACCAGCCCAUGGCCCUGCUGGGCUACGAGAGGGUCGGCAGCCCCGAAGAGGUGAAGGACCUCAGCAGAACGUUGCUCAGGAAGCCGACCGCUCUUGGGGGCAGCUAAGCCCUGCCAGGGAGAGAGGAGCCGCUCCGGCUGGCUUGAGUGAGGGAGGGAGCUGGGAAAAGCAACCUGGUUUCCGAUUUCCUCCCAAGACUGCUGAAGGGUAACAUACAGUAAUGUGAUGAUUUCUUUCUUUCUUUCUUUUUUUUUUUUUUCUCAUCCCCCUCCCCGCCCCUGCCUUGCAUUGGGUUAGAUGCGAUUAAAAAAAUAAAAUAAAGUGGAACUGCAAAUAUGUGUAAAGCCCCUUUCCCGUUCUCUAAAAUGCCAGGCAGUGAUUCUGUACCAAAAUCUUGCUUAUGGAGUUCUUGUGGGUUUGAAGAUGGUAACAAAAACUCUUGCACAAUUCCUAACACAUCUUUAUUUCCCUUGGUGCGGAGGGGAUGCCCUUGGAAAGCAUAACACUGAAAAUCAGACUUUUGUAUGAAAGCAAAUGUUCAGACAUGAUAGUAAUAAAAAAAACCCAAUAAAUGAUAUUCAUUUUUAUAAUUACCUCAAUUGUUUGGGAAUUACAGCGUUGCGUAUGUUCAGCUGGAGGGGAUGCUUGCUUAAAAUAGCAAUGUGGACUUUUUAAAGGGUAUGGGUGGAGGGCUGGAGUGCAACGUUUGACGUGUUCAAAGAUGAGCUGCUCUUGCAGAAACAAGUACAGAUCUCACAAAUGUGGUGCAGGUUUUAUGGCUAUGUCAAACAGGUUUCUAUUUAACUAUUGUCUUUUUGUUGUAUUUAAAAAGUCUUUCAAGUGCCACUGUAUUAGUGUCCUGAGAGUUCUAAAACGUUUGCCAUCAUAGCAGUAUUUAUUUUUGUCUUGACAUGUAUGUCCAGGAGUCACUGUCAAAUAGAAGCGGAUCGGCAGCGUGACAAGAAGUGCAGGAUUUAAAAAGACAUGUAUCAUACUGGAAACAUUAGCAUGUGUGAAAACAAAAAUAAAAUUAUAUAUAUUAUAUAUAUUCUAUAGUGCUAACAAUACAUAAGAUAUGUAACGUAUUUCUUGAACGGUGAUUGGUAACAGGCAUAACAGGGAAGCAUAGAAAAUUGGAUAAAAUGAUUUAUUUUUCCCCUUUGUAUAAAUGUCUGAGGGUAUAUUUAUGUACAAGGAGGGAGGAAACGUGCAGCUGUGUGUUCAUAGCUAUAAUGGAGCUUUUACAGAGUAAACCUAGCGUUUGACUUCAGAGCGCUGGUUAGAUACUCGUUUCUUGUGAAUUGUCAUUGCUCUACGGUGGAGCCAGAUGGUGGUCUGGCUCUUUCUGGGAGCUUUGCCUGGAGACUCUGUCCCAUCGUUAAAACUUGAGGAGAAAAAAAAAUAAAAAAAGAGAUUUUACCGCUUCUGCUUUUAUAAUUUCCUGAAAAAGUCCUGGUUUAUUAAAGGUUAAGUGGUGUGUUGCAUAUGAGAAGUGCAGACACCUCAAGCAGUUUUUAAUCUUGGCAGUGUUCUCUGAUGCUCUUUGCAGGCUCAUUUUGGAACUUGAGUUUUUAAACAAAAGUGGUUUUGCCAAACUUCUCUUUGGAGACUAUAGACUUUUCUACAGGAAGUACAUUUUACAUUGCCUAUUUGGGUGUUGUGCCUUCAGAAAAUGUGAAGAGUAUGAAUAGGAAAAAGGAAAUUGAUUUGUGAAAAUAAAUUGAUAUAAACAGGAUGCUGGUAAGUGUGUGUGUGGGUAUGUGUGAAAUUUUAGUGAUGUGUAAUAUGUCUAUUUGUUGUAUUAGUACUUUAAGUUAAACAGGUGAUAACCGGCUACUAAGCGAUUUGAGUUUUUGAUGAAAUUUUGGCAUUAGAUGUUGAACUUUGAAAAGGAAACAUUUAAUAAACUAGUUAAAAGAUUAUUGCAUAA